UAGAGGAGAGGGUGACGAUCCCCGUGUGGUUGCUGUAACAAUCUGACAGCAAAGGAAACAGUUAAACUUGCAAAAGGACACGGCGUGAAAAGAGAAGAGGAAUGUGGAGAAAGUAGCAGAAUAACACACAGAGACGGGGCGGCUCACCCAUGUGAUGUAAACAGACAGAACCUCACUGGGGAGAGGAGUGCAAUAAAGUGACUCGCCCACCCCACCACCACCAAACCCACCAACCCCCAGAUCAACCACAGCGUGAGUGUAACUUGAAAUGCCAUAAGGGAAAACUGGGUCAGCGAGUGAGGAAAGAGGAGCGUGUGUUACAAGGGGGAGAGGAGGAGGAGACGGAGAGAAAGAAAUGGAGAGAAAGCCCCGUCCAGCCGUUUUGGACUAACAAGUGGCCAGUUUGAGUUAAUCAUUUGGGAUACAGAGAAAUAAUACAAUAAUACCCAAUAAAGAUGGCAGCCAUCCCCAAAGAAGGCCCAGACGAUACCAAGAAGCAGAGUUUCUGGAUGCCGGGUAACUAUGAGCGCACUGUGCACCGUACCGAUCGGAGUCACCAGGCCUGUAAUGACAUCAUGGCGUGCUUCCUGGAGAGGGCAAAGGUUGAGAAGCAUUACGCCCAGCAGCUCAGCCAGUGGAGUAGCAAGUGGAAGUCCAUCGUGGAUUCCAGGCCGCUGUACGGCUCCCUCAUGAGGGCAUGGCAGUCCUUCUUCACCUCCGCGGAGCGUCUCUCCACCCUCCACUCCUCAAUCUCCCAGUCUUUGGUGUCGGAGGACAGCGACAGGAUGAGGGCCUGGCAGAAAGACACCUUCCCGAAGAAGAUGUUCUGCGGCUUCAAGGAGAGCCACGACAACCAGACCAGCUUCACACGCGCCCAGAAGCCCUGGGCCAAGAAACUGGAGAAGCUGGAGAAGGCCCGGCUCGCCUACCACAAGGCCUGCCAGAAGGAGCAGACGGCCGUAGACAAGGAGAAGCAGGCCAACGACAACUCAGAGAUGGUUCCGGCGAAACAGCAGAAGAUGGCGGCUGCUCGAGAGAAGGCCACGGAUGAGAAGGAAAAGGUCCGUGAACGCUACGAGAAAGUCCUGGAGGACGUGACGGCCUACACACCUCGCUACAUGGAGGAGAUGGAGGCCAUUUUCGACCAAUCACAGGAGGAGGAGAGGAAGAGGAUCAGCUUCCUCAAACAGGCCUUCCUCUCCAUCCACAGACAUCUGGAUAUCACCAACAAUGAGAGUGUGAAGGCGGUGUACAGUGAACUCCAUCACACCCUCAUGUCUGUCAGUGAGCAAGACGACCUGCGGUGGUGGAAGAACAACCACGGACCGGGCAUGCCCACCGACUGGCCAAGGAUCGAGGAAUGGGUCCCACCGGUGAAAAAGUUGAAGAGGAAGAAACGCGAGCGGAGAGAACAGGCAGAGCGACCUGUGAUGAUCGGCGGUGUCAAGGUGCGAGCUAUGUACGACUACAUGGGAGAGGAGGGGGACGAGCUGUCUUUUAAAGCAGGCGAGGUGUUUCUGAAGGUCGAGGAGGAGGACGAUCAGGGGUGGUGCCGCGGGGUGCUGAGCAGCGGGAAGGAGGGCUUCUACCCGGCCAAUUACGUCCAAGUUGUGGAGUGAUGUCACGCUGUCACUCAAAUGUUACAUCAUUAUCAGCCUGUCUCCCACAAAGUGCAUGUGAUGGCUGAAACACCCAUUCAUGGUCCAAAGUUGCCCGAGAUUUGAAGAUGAAGUUUCAAAUGCCGCACAAAUAGGGACUUUUUGUUAACCCGUACUGCUGAUGUCCAGAAGCUGUCAUGAUUGAUUCUCGUUAAAUAUAUAAUUUAAAUUUGAGCUAGAGAGAAUAAAGGAUUGAUUAACUGCUCUAAAUUCUAACCUCUACGGUUCAAGUGCCAAUGCUGUAUCUACUAAUUUAGCAAUUACUGCAACAUACAGUUACCGUGUCCGAAUUGUUAGUACAUGCUACAUGUAUAAAGUAUGUAGUGUAUACUGCAUACUUUUGGAGCAUAAUAUUCAGUAUGUAGCAUGCUCUGCAUACUACGAACACUCUGCAGACUCACAUCCAAGCUGAAGUGACCCUUCGUAACACCAGAAGACGAUCUCUGUUGCUUUUGCUUUGUCCAUUUCAAUUCAGCUUUACCUCUUUAUUUAUGCUAAAAUCAUAUUUUAUUGUGAAAAUAUAUCUAAAUGUGCAGACAAUGGCUGUUGCCCCUCCCGUUUCGUUGUCUGGCACAUUGCUUUGGAAAAUGUUCUCCUGGCGGUUUGUUUCUAUGGAAAUGUGAGAGUUUUAAUAAACUCCGUCCUUAAUAUUUGUGACUAUGUAUUAUGUAUAAUACAUAGUAGUGUAGCGUAGUAUACUACAUUUCAUAUUAAUACCAUGCAUACUAAAAUUAGCAUACUAAUAGUAUGAGCAAUUCGGACACAGCUAGUGUGUUUUUGUGUGUCGGUCUGUUCGUGUGUGAGUAUUUACACGAGGCCAAAAACAAAAGGAGGGAGAGAACGCCAUCGCACUCCUGUCAUCUUCCGUCCUAUCUAUGUGAGACGAGUCAUUAAGACCUUUUCAGCAGAGCGCACGACGCUUGAGCAGGCGCACAUUUAUUUCAAGUAUGUGUGUGUGCAAACUGCAGCAGGUUCAUGUUUACUUGAUAAGUUUGGUACAGAGGCACAUAGAAGUUCCUGUGACUUUGGGAAUGAAUUUUUAAAAAUAAAGGUCUAUUUCACA
Messenger RNA from Lampris incognitus (smalleye Pacific opah), 2721 nucleotides. RefSeq names its product protein kinase C and casein kinase substrate in neurons 2 protein-like. Gene Ontology annotation, cellular component: cytoplasm; endosome; plasma membrane. The record is from RefSeq and is a predicted model, not a curated record. Gene Ontology annotation, molecular function: phospholipid binding; protein binding. The transcript has 11 exons. Lineage: Eukaryota; Metazoa; Chordata; Actinopteri; Lampriformes; Lampridae. Gene Ontology annotation, biological process: cytoskeleton organization; regulation of endocytosis; plasma membrane tubulation. The coding region runs from base 456 to 1619 and encodes 387 amino acids.